This is a messenger RNA of Symsagittifera roscoffensis, 1735 nucleotides long. RefSeq names its product inositol monophosphatase 3-like. The record is from RefSeq and is a predicted model, not a curated record. Gene Ontology annotation, molecular function: 3'-nucleotidase activity. The transcript has 7 exons. Gene Ontology annotation, biological process: phosphatidylinositol phosphate biosynthetic process. Gene Ontology annotation, cellular component: endomembrane system. NCBI's taxonomy places the organism in Eukaryota, Metazoa, Xenacoelomorpha, Acoela, Convolutidae. The coding region runs from base 446 to 1594 and encodes 382 amino acids.
UACAAGUGCUCCGCUUGAUAAAAAACUUAAAAACUACAACAUUAGAGAAGGAAACCAAACCGUUGAAAUAAAAUUAAAUCUUAGCUAAUUUACUUGCACUUGUUAUUGUGAAAGAUCUAAGAAUAGUUCAUAAAUAUCAAUGUUAAAGCAGAUACUUUAAAUUUGCGAAUUUAAAUAGUUACCCAGAACUCAGACUCAGUUAUAGACAAUAGAUCGUCGUUUCGAUAUCUGACUUGUACUUGUCGAACUUAAGCGCCCGCAGUAAUAGAAAUAAAUCACCGUUUUAAUAAACGGUUUAUGUUUGUCAGAUUGUAUAACCUUGUGCAAUUAUUGCACUUUCAGAUCUGGGUUGCAUAGUUUUAUCGGGGCGUAGUUAUUUCCGUAGCUGUUAAAUCAGCUUUAUUAAUAUUCCGGCUGGAGAAGUAUCUUCUCGAUUUUCAUUCGUAUGAGGCCUGAAAAUUUAACAGAAAAAACAUCCCAACACACUAGCGCACAAAACGACAGAUUCGGUGACCAGCAGAAUCGCAACGAGCAUCACAAUCACAUCAAUAGCAGCUCAAAGAGCAAUAACAACAGCCCGAAACUUCACCCUAUGAUGGCUGUACAAAUCAAACCAUCGCCUGUCGGGAUUCUAAUCCUAUGCAUAUCUUUCGUCAUCCUCAUUUAUUACAUGUUCAGAUCUACAGACGUGAGCACCACUAGUUCCAUCAGCAUCCGAGAACUGAUCUCGGCAUCCAUAGAUGUGGCAGAGAGAGGAGGGCGAGAGGUAGUUGCUGUGAAGAAAGAACACGAGGAACAUCAGAAGAGCAAAGGGGAGACAAAGGAGGGCGCCAAUGAUCCAGUCACUGACGGGGAUUUCAGAUCACAUGUCAAGAUUACAAGUGCACUCAGAAAAACAUUUCCAUAUCUAAAUCUGGUUUCGGAAGAGCACGACCAAGGUGAUCUGGACCUGACAAAAGUACAGUCUCCUAAUUUACACAUCCAAGAGGUCACUGACCACACUAACUUCGAUGAAAUUGUGCCUGUUGAGGAACUGACAGUCUGGGUGGACCCCCUAGAUGCCACACAGGAAUACACUGAGAACCUGUUGCACUACGUGACAGUGAUGGUGUGCAUAGCGAGGAAGGGAGUCCCCAUAGCAGGCGUCAUUCACAAGCCAUUCGAACAGAAGUCAUACUGGGCCUAUGCUGGCAGUGGUCUGUCUCCGAUCCUUAUCAAACAGGAGCCAAAAGACGCCUCCAAGAAGAAUGUCAUAGUGUCCAGAUCACAUGCAGGAUCAGUCAAGGAAAUUGUCCAGAGUCGCCUGGAAAAUACAGACGUCAUUCCCGCCGGAGGCGCUGGCUACAAGGUGCUGUCGCUGUUCGAAGGUGUUGCCAAUGCAUAUGUGCACACUACCCUCAUCAAGAAGUGGGACAUUUGUGCGGGUAAUGCACUCUUGUCCGCCAUGGGAGGCAAAAUGACGACUUUGAAGGGUGAGCAAAUAAAUUACGAUUACAAAGACAGUGCGAGGAACGAAGGUGGUCUCCUGGCUUCUCUCUCAGGAAAAGACCAUGAGCAAUUUCUCACAGCACUCCAAGGAGCCAUGGAUAGCUAGAGCUACGUCAUCGUGCAACAGAAACAGAUAAAUUCAUCAUGUAUUGUAGGUGUGCGUGCAAUAAUCUGCUGAAGCAUUAAACACAUGUAGCAAUAGAUCGAAAAUAGUGUCCAGACUUUUUUCCAGACUUUUAGCAAUUCU